This is a messenger RNA of Chanos chanos (milkfish), 3497 nucleotides long. RefSeq names its product phosphofructokinase, liver b (gene pfklb). Gene Ontology annotation, cellular component: 6-phosphofructokinase complex; cytoplasm; membrane. The transcript has 22 exons. The record is from RefSeq and is a predicted model, not a curated record. Gene Ontology annotation, molecular function: identical protein binding; ATP binding; AMP binding. Bases 114 to 2453 code for a protein of 779 amino acids. Gene Ontology annotation, biological process: fructose 1,6-bisphosphate metabolic process; fructose 6-phosphate metabolic process; canonical glycolysis. NCBI's taxonomy places the organism in Eukaryota, Metazoa, Chordata, Actinopteri, Gonorynchiformes, Chanidae.
GGUCAUUGGACAUUGAGAAACAGUCGUAUUAUUGGGUAACUUGUCAUACUGAAACCGCUGGCUUUCCUACUGCGGCAUUUUAAAAAUCAUUCGGCUUUGUUUGCAUUGCAAGUAUGUUGGUGGAUUUCGAAAAGCUGCGGAUGACAGGCGCGGGGAAAGCCAUCGCUGUCCUCACCAGCGGUGGGGAUGCACAAGGAAUGAAUGCAGCUGUACGAGCUGUUACACGGAUGGGUAUAUAUGUUGGAGCCAAGGUCUACCUAAUCUAUGAGGGUUAUCAAGGUCUUGUGGAUGGAGGUGACAACAUCAAGCUCGCCAACUGGCAAAGUGUGACCAACAUUAUUCAGCUGGGUGGUACAGUGAUUGGCAGUGCCCGCUGUAAGGCUUUUACCACGCGUGAUGGGCGCUUGGCAGCUGCCUUCCACUUGGUCCAGCGUGGUAUUACCAACCUGUGUGUUUGUGGGGGAGAUGGGAGUCUCACAGGGGCCAAUAUCUUCCGCAAUGAGUGGAGUGACCUGUUAGCAGAGCUUGUCAAACAAGGGAGGAUCACAGACUCUCUUGCUCAGCAAUACACACACCUGAACAUUGUGGGCCUUGUCGGAUCCAUUGACAACGACUUCUGUGGGACGGACAUGACCAUUGGUGCAGACUCUGCCUUGCACAGGAUUAUGGAAGUCAUCGAUGCCAUAACUACAACUGCCCAGAGUCACCAGAGAACAUUUGUGUUGGAGGUGAUGGGGAGACACUGCGGGUACCUAGCUGUGGUUUCAGCUCUGGCAUCUGGUGCCGACUGGGUCUUUAUCCCAGAGGCUCCUCCAGAGGAAGGUUGGGAAGACCACAUGUGCGCACGACUAGGGGAGAGUCGCAGCAAGGGCUCCCGGCUCAACGUUGUGAUCAUCGCAGAAGGAGCCAUCGAUAAACACGGCAAACCCAUCACCUCCACCUACGUCAAAGACUUGGUGGUGCAGAGGCUGGGGUAUGACACUCGUGUAACCGUUUUGGGGCAUGUGCAGAGAGGGGGCACACCUUCUGCCUUUGACAGAGUACUGAGCAGCAAAAUGGGAGUGGAGGCAGUUGUUGCGCUGUUGGAAGCUACGCCAGAGACUCCAGCCUGUGUUGUUGGCCUGUCUGGUAACCAGGCGAUGAGACUACCCCUCAUGGAGUGUGUAAACAUGACGAAGGAAGUACAGAAAGCCAUGAAUGAGCAGAGAUUUGAUGAAGCCAUCCAACUACGUGGAAAGAGCUUUGAGAAUAACUGGAACACAUAUAAGCUUUUGGCUCACCAGAAGCCUGCUCAGUCAAAGAGUAACUUCUCCAUGGCGAUUCUGAAUGUGGGGGCUCCUGCGGCAGGUAUGAAUGCAGCAGUAAGGUCAGCAGUGAGAGUGGGGCUUGCCCAAGGUCACAGGGUCUACACCGUCAAUGAUGGUUUUGAGGGCCUGGCCAAGGACGCGAUAACUGAAGUGGACUGGCAUGGUGUCGCUGGAUGGACAGGCCAAGGAGGCUCACUGCUCGGGACUAAACGAACACUUCCUAACUCCUGCAUGGAAAAAAUUGUGGAAAACAUUGGCAAAUAUAGCAUUCAGUCUCUGCUCGUGAUUGGUGGAUUUGAGGCUUAUGAAGGUGUUCUGCAGCUGGUAGAAGCGCGUGGGCGCUAUGAUGAGCUCUGUAUCGCAAUGUGUGUGAUUCCUGCCACCAUAAGUAACAAUGUCCCAGGCACAGAUUUUAGCCUCGGGGCUGACACGGCAGUUAAUGCUGCAAUGGAGAGCUGUGACAAAAUAAAGCAAUCUGCUUCUGGGACCAAGAGGCGUGUCUUUAUAGUGGAGACGAUGGGUGGAUACUGCGGUUACCUAGCAACCACUACUGGCAUUGCUGUGGGAGCAGAUGCAGCCUAUAUUUUUGAGGAACCAUUCAACAUUCAUGAUUUGGAAACCAAUGUGGAGCAUCUUACAGAGAAGAUGAAAAAUGAUAUUCAGAGAGGCUUGGUGCUGAGGAAUGAGAAGUGCCAUAAGCACUAUACAACUGAUUUCAUCCAUAACCUCUAUUCAGCUGAAGGAAAGGGUGUGUUUGACUGCAGGGUUAAUGUCCUUGGUCACUUGCAGCAGGGUGGUGUACCAACACCGUUUGACAGAAAUUUUGGAACCAAACUGGGUGUUAAGUCUGUUCUUUGGCUAACAGAAAAGAUGAAGGACACCUACAGGCAGGGUCGUGUGUUCGCGAACGCUCCCGACACAGCCUGCGUUAUUGGUAUGAACAGGAAAAUUUUGUCUUUCAGUCCUGUGACAGAACUGAAAUCCCACACAGACUUUGAUCAUAGGAUGCCCAAGGAGCAGUGGUGGCUGAACCUGCGGCCCAUGCUGAAAAUGCUCGCCAAGUACCAGACCAGCUUUGAUGAAUAUGUGACUGGAGAAAUCGAGCAUGUGACACGUCGGACGCUCAGCAUGGAAACUGGAUUUUGAAAGCUUUACCCACCACUUCCUUUUGUCUCCAGCAGACGGUGCUAUAACUAAUUGUCAUGCCAUCCUAACACAAUUUACCCUGUACCUCUCCUUCUGUGUAUGAUUCUUGCUUGAUAAUGCUUGCUGUCAUUGCAUAGUCAGUGUUGGCCUACAUUAAUGACAUGAUGUAAUUCAAUAAAUGAAUCCUGCUUGAAGCUUUUGAAUGCAGAUGACAGAAUUUUGCUGAAUUCAGUUCUGUGUAGUACACUGGUUCUUCUGAGAGAAGAGUUAUGAACUACUACUACUCCAAAAAAAAUGAGUAACAUUUGAAGUUGUAUCUGUUAACAGUCUACACCUACUGUGCCUUUGUUAAAUGUUUGUUUUUAGUAUCUUUGUGAUGAAUUUUACUGUCAUAGUUGCCACUUACCAUACAAUCGUAUUAAGGUUUAAUUUAUUAGUAUGUAAUAAGUGAACUGAGUAAUAGUUAUUGCACCGACAUCAGAUCAUACAAUCAGACCAGGUUGAUCCAUGACAGUAUGCGUGAAAUAAAAUGAGGCUGUACGGCGGAGGUUAAAACAAUUUCCGCGUCUGAGAUCUGUCAAGAUUGUGGAACUUUGGUUUCAGAUCCAUUCCUUCAGCAAUCUCAUUACUUUUUAAUCUAAAUCAAAAAUCCUUGUGUGUUUGUUGGUAGAAUCCUGUCAGAUGCUUUUGUUUCUGUUUUCUAUGUGAAGAAGUCAUAAAUGGUUUUGUUAUCAUUACAGUAUGAUCAUUGAAUUAACUUGUAUACCUCUUGGAAAAUCACAUUUCAAUGAAUUCAACAGUUUUAUCACUAAUUAGUCAGUCUGUGUUCUAAUCAGCCCCCAGAGGAUUGUAGUACACAGAGAUGAUGUUAAUAUCUGUAUUUUCUUGUCUUUAUACCUUGCACUGACCUGUAACUGAAUUGCCACUUUUCUGCCGUCCAAGUUUUCUAAUUAACUUGAACCCUGACCCAGGCUUGCAUGCCUGUUAUGAUGUAUUUAUAAGUGUGCAUCUGUGCUAACAUACGGUAUUAAAAUGAUGACUAUU